Molecule: messenger RNA, 713 nt
Organism: Silurus meridionalis
Lineage: Eukaryota; Metazoa; Chordata; Actinopteri; Siluriformes; Siluridae
Gene: tcta
Product: T cell leukemia translocation altered
Exons: 3
Coding region: 222-491 (89 amino acids)
Source: RefSeq, a predicted model, not a curated record
GCUCUAUUUUUUGCUCGCAGAAGAAGAGUUCAGGCUGAUUUCCUUGUGUAACAAAUUCUCGAAAGAAAAACAGACGUUAUGCUUAUGUUGUACUCGGUUUAUUAAUACUUUUGUUUAAACAAAAUUAACAGUCUUCCUUCAUCCUUUUUCUUUUCUGAAUUGUGGUUAUGGUGCACUAGCGCACAUGGUUUUGGGGACCAGCUUUAGGUCGCAGCAGUGACAUGGAGGAACAGUGGGAUUUCGAGUUCCUCUCUCGCGUUGUUGACAGUUUCGUGUCCUUUCUGGCCGAGUUUGUGGACGACUGGCUGGCUAACGACAUGAGAGUCGUCGUGUUCAAAAUACUGUUCAGCUGGCUCGUCCUCAGCUUGAUUGCAAUCCAUUUCGCUUGGAAAGUUUACGGUAACACGGUGAACGACAUGUACUACAGACAAGGAACUGGUGGACAGAAUGGUGGCACACCGGAUACAGCACCUCACCUGAGUGGAUGGUAGGUGUCCAGACAGCUUUGCUUCCAGGGACAAUGCUGCAAGAGAAAUCUUAAAGUCACACCACGAGUGAUCAAACACCAGCGGUGUUCACAUUUUGCCUGAAGAUUGAGGACAUUCCAGAGAUGCUCAUGCAAUAUGAAGGUCUUGAGAAGUAUUUGUGCAUUCUGGCACAAGAUAAUCAAGGGAUUAUUAAAGGAACCAGGUCUGUGGCUUGGUGAAGAGGAA